Messenger RNA from Paramormyrops kingsleyae, 2844 nucleotides. It is a transcript of the gene slx1b, whose product is annotated as SLX1 homolog B, structure-specific endonuclease subunit. The record is from RefSeq and is a predicted model, not a curated record. Lineage: Eukaryota; Metazoa; Chordata; Actinopteri; Osteoglossiformes; Mormyridae. Gene Ontology annotation, molecular function: crossover junction DNA endonuclease activity; 5'-flap endonuclease activity. Gene Ontology annotation, biological process: double-strand break repair via homologous recombination. Gene Ontology annotation, cellular component: Slx1-Slx4 complex.
AGACAAGCCCACAGGAUGUAUUUCGAAUGGAUCAGCCGGGUGCACUGUUAAAAUGUUGUUUAGUUAGCGAAUUCAUUUUGACCUAACAGUUGGUGUGUGUGCAGUGCCCUAAGAUGGUCGUGGAAGUGGAGAGCUUCUUCGGGGUGUACAUGCUGUAUUGUACAAACCCGAAGUUUAAGGGUCGCAUCUACAUCGGAUUCACCGUGAACCCAGAGCGCCGGAUCGGGCAGCACAACGCCGGGCGACACAAGGGAGGAGCCAAGAGGACGAGCGGCCGCGGGCCGUGGGAGAUGAUACUCAUCAUUCAUGGCUUUCCUUCUGACAUUGCAGCUUUGAGGUUCGAAUGGGCGUGGCAGCACCCACACUCCUCCCGGCGCCUUUCCCACGUGGGCCGCCGAUCACGCCGCGAGUCUAGCCUCCAGUUCCACUGGCGCGUGCUGUCCCACAUGCUCCAGGUGGCGCCGUGGAACCGCCUGCCCCUCACAGCCCGCUGGCUGCGCCAGGAGUACCGACUGGAGUUUGAGCCCGGGCUUCAGCCUCCGCUCCAUGUGCCCGUGGUCUUUGGCAGUGUGCGUGCCAAGAAGCAGCAGCCACCGGUGCCAACAGAGCAGGAGCGGGGGGAGGAGGGGCCAGGAGGGAGGUGCCACCUCUGCCUGGACGCGGUUAAGGCUGCAGACAGGGUGUCCUGUUUCCGUCCUUCUUGUGAGAUGGUCGCUCACCUCAUCUGUUUGGCGAAGCACUUCCUGAAGUCUGAACCUUCCCAUCUACUUCCUGUGGAGGGGAAAUGCCCAGGCUGCCGCCAUUCUAUGCUGUGGGGCAAUCUGAUUCGCCACAAGACUGGCUGCUAUGGUGACCUGGAAGAAAUCGCAUCGUCUGCAACAUCUCGGGAACAUUGGGCAGAUGAACUGCAGGUGUGAUCGAUGUCCCGCCGGAAUCCACCUGCCGACUCGUAGCUCUGCCCAGCUUCCACUCAGAAUCCACGUCUCCAUCCCGGAGUGUUCGUCAUUUCUGUCAUUCAGGGCAUUCAGAGAGACACCGUGGUGCAGAACUCGCGCUGCCCACAUGAGGAAGCUCAGGGUAUUACCCACAUUGAACCUGUGGAAGAAGGAAUGAUCAUUUUCGGAUUAGUACCUAAUUUUCAAGUAAGUUUCCUCAAAUGGGAGUGGUGUGUCGCUCAGCAGUUUAUGGACUCUGUCUGUGACAGGAAGGACACUGGUUCAAAUCCCAGGGUUGGCAGAGUGAUGUCACCAUUUGGCUCCUGACCAAGGCCCUUAACCUGAAUUCCUCCAGGACUGGCUGACCCUGAUUUCUCAGAUGUGCUUCACUUCACAUAGAAGCAUAUGCUAAACAAAUAAGAUACAAAUAAUUUGGAUUUUUUUUAAAACCAUAACAGCUGCUGUUCGAGUUAAAUGUGGAGGAGCAUUCUUCAGUGGAAAUAGUUUUUUUUUUUUCUUAAAAAAAGGAAGAAAAAACAUUUUAACAAGGUUUUAAAUUAACAGAAUAAAUGAAAUGGCCAAUGCCAGUUUUUAUUUAAAGUGGACUUGUGUUAUAUUGUAAAUAAAAGCUGCGUAUUGCAGAUUAAUAUAUAUUAGCUGAAAUGUCAACUAGCUAAAUAAUCAGUGUUUCUGGACUGUGGUGUGUCUCUCGUUAUACUUUAUAGAGAGGUGCUGGGUCAUCUCCACUGGGAGCUGGAAUAUGCAGUGUGUGGCUCAGUGGGGUAGGUUUCUGUGCCUGUUUUUGGAAGGUUGCUGGUUCAAAUCCCAGGGUCAGCGGAGUGAUUUCACUGUUGGGCCCUUGCUCCAGGGAUUACCAGACCAUGCUUUCUCAGUUGUAUGUUGCUUUACGUAAAAGCUAAAUAAAUGUAAAGGAAUAUAAAUAUAUAUAUUUGACACAUACACACACACAAAAAUGUACUUAUGGGCUACGGAUCACCAGUGUGCACCCUGACUUACUCUGGGGAGUGGGGCUCCGCUUACACAGCACUUUGCUGUGUGUACUGAUGUAAGCUUGGGUGACAUGGUGGUUCAGGGUGUCAUUUGAUUCAGUAACCCAUCAAUGGGUAAACAUUUAUCAAUUAGCACAAAUGCUGCUCAUGGGUUAUGUGACCUUACCUUGAUUUACCAGUGAACAAAAAGCUCCCACAAACUGAGUGUGAGUCUGUGAGACAUUGGGAUGGGAAAAUGGUCUUAUAUUCAACUUUUACACACUUGUGUAUUUCUUAUAAAUGCCUCCUGCUGCCGUAGGGUCCAAAAGCAAAGUCACUAUGAAGCAAACUAGGAAGCAAGUGAUGCCUGAAAAAGCCAGGAUUGUCCUGCUCUUACCAAGAAGAAGACCAAAGCUCAGGGCAUAGCCAUUACAGAGAAUAAAUGCAUUUAUUACAUUCUCUUUGCAUAAGAUGCUGACAUUGAAAACAAUGCAAAAAAUUCAGAUCACAGUUUUGUACUUGUGUAAAAUGCACCCCCUCCCCCCGAAUGAGAAACCAUUCCCUGAGGCCGGUUAUAAAUCAGGGUUCCUUCCUGCCUUCUGGAUGAUUGGGAGUAUUUGUCAUACUCGCAUAUAACCGAAUGAGGCUGACUGAAUGAGCAUUCCAAACAUUUUCAAUUGGCUGAAUGCAAGGUCUCCUGAGAGUUUGUUGGAAAGAUGCAUCAUUCUCUGCAUAGACAUGAAUGGAAAAACUGUGUGAGGACAACCUUGAGUGGACACUUUCUUUUAACCCAUCUCUGUCUGCAAACAAUGUAUCCUGUGACGUACUGUGGCGGCUUUUUACUGCAGCAAGUUUUAAUCACUAAAGGUUAAAAAAAAAAACUGACAUAGGUAAGGACUCACAACUUGACUUGGACUCGA